Messenger RNA from Iphiclides podalirius (scarce swallowtail), 2091 nucleotides. The record is from the annotation of a GenBank genome assembly. Lineage: Eukaryota; Metazoa; Arthropoda; Insecta; Lepidoptera; Papilionidae.
AUGCAACUGAUUUUGGAUGCUGAAACUACAAUUGACAUACAAAAUAAAAUGUCUGGAAUGAACGAAGCAACUUUUGAUGAGAAAUUUACGAAAAGUAUAAUCGAAAAAUUUUCCGACGAUCUUCACCAUGGGGCUAGUGACUUAAAGGGUAUUACUUUACUAGACGAUGGUAAAGAAAAACAAAAUAUAGAAAAUAACAUUCCUAACGGUGAAAGUAAUAACCAAGAAGAAAAUACCGAUAUACCUACAAUUAUAUCAAACAUUGAGAGUAACGUUAAUAAUGAAGAGAACGAAAGAUCUUCCGAAGAUUUAGAUAACUCCAUUGAAAGACGAAAUGCUAGUUUAACGGAAGAUUGCGAAAAAGAAUCUAAUGGUAUUGAAAAUGUCACAAAGGUGCAAAGUGAUACUAUACCAAAAUUAAUACAAGAUGAAAACUUUCAUGAUGGAGCACUUAUGCAGUCUGAUGACCAGUGCAAUGCAUCGGAUAAUAUUAUAGAACUAGACUCAAAUUUAGCAAAUUUUUCUGAAUCCACUGAAUAUGGCGCAAGUAGUAACGAAAUAAAAUUCAUCGAACCAGGCAAUAUUGCCGAUGAAAAUACUACUGAAAAUAACGAAACAUCUAAUUUAGAAACUGAAGUAGAAAUCAAACUGGAUAGCAAUAAAGUUGUAGAUAAAGAUGUUGAACAAAAACGUGAUUAUGAAGAUUUAGGUAAAAUCGUUGAUCAGGACGAUGGAAAAUUAAAAACCGUUGGUGAUAAUGAUCUGGACAGCAAUGAAGAACUGAGAAAUAUUUUGUUAAACAAAAAGAAUACUAAAGAUGAAGAUGUUAUUUCUAAUUCACUCACUGACAGCAUUAAUAAAAAUGAUAUUGAAUUGAAUACCACUGAAGUUGAUGAGAAAGUUGAAUUAAGAGAAAAAUCGGAAGAAAAGGAGCAAUCGAAAGAAAAUAAAUCAAAUUAUUCAGAGCACGCAAAUCACAAGCAGCAAGUGCUUGAAGACAAAGCAGAAAUUGUAAAUGAGAGCUUGCCUUGCGACAAAACUGAAAAACUGGGCGAGAAAAAGAAGUCACAAGCUUACAAGUUAUCAAAUACAUUAGAUAUAUUGUCUGAUGAUGAAGAUGAACAACAAGGUGUUUCUAAGGACAUUCAAAAUGUAAGCAAAUAUUCUCAAAAUAUCUCACUUGUAGAUGAUGAUGAUGUCAUGUUAAUAGAAGAGAAUAUAGGUGAAAAAAAUAAAAAUAAUACUGGUAUGGUUGAGUCCAUAUCUGAAGAAACAGAUAUAUCUAAUACUGAAAGGCAAUCUCCAUCAUGUACUGAUCCUAUGAAUACAAAUAAAGAUGCAGUUACUGAAAAUAACUUACUGAAAAACGAAUUGGACUGCACACAGAAGGACAGCUGUGAAAAAGAAUCUCAUAAACCAAUUUUACCGUCUAGUUUCCUGAAAACAUGUAAAAAAAAUCUUGCUGAUAUGACCCGAGAAGAUCUUGAAGAGUUUUGCAUAUUGAAAAUUGUUGAAAGUGUCGUUGACAAAAGUAAUCUAGUUAAUGGCAUGAGAAACUCGCCACCAGUACUAAAGCCUGAAAAGCGGACUAGACUGCAAUCUGUAACAGUAGAUUUAACAGAUGAUGAACCACCAUCAAAAAUGGUUUCUAGAAGCUCACCGGCUCCACCUGUACGAUUAGUACCACCACAGAAUCUAUUGGCACCGCAAAGACAACCAUUUACAAUCAAUAUUAACAGUCCAAGAAAAGUGUACAUUCCAAUAAGCAGUCCACAAGCUCAGAAUAUUAGACCAGGGCAGACCAUUUUGUUAAGAUCUGUACCUCCAAAUCCAGGACCAAGGCCAAGAGGACCCUCAAAUAGUUUACCAAGCAAGCAGUCUAAUUCAAUAAGGAUGAAUAAAGUGCAAUCUAACAGACAUCCUGCACCUUUACCUGAUGCUAUGAAGCAGUAUCAGCCACCUAAUUGGAAAGCAUUACCGCCCGCACCAGACUUAACACUCUCAAAAGUAGACAAUGGGAUUGUUAUAUCAUGGAAAAUAGAAGGCUGGAAGACUACCACUGUUGGCAAAGUGCUGUUCGUCGUAGCGUUC